AUGCUACGAAAAAAUAUGAGACAAAAUACACAAUCAGUGGAAGAUGCCAAGCUAAGGACAGCUCUAGAAAAUAUGAGAUAUGCAGCAUGUACUGUUGAUGACAUUAUAUUUUUAAGAAGUCGUGUUGCAGGAAGGCGACCUAACCAGCCAAAGUUGGCUGACAAACAUUUCAGAAAUGUCUCUAUCAUUACUGCUCUGAACUCCCAGAAGGAUCGAAUUAAUGAAUUAGGUUCUGCACGUUUUGCAGCAGAUACUGGCCAAACACUUACUGACUUUUACUCUGUGGAUACACUGGGGGUUGAGUGUGAUCCAGUCACUGGGAAAAAGCCUUGUGGAAGACCUAAGAAAACUGCUGUAUGCAAAACUAUCAGUCCAAAGCUUCAAAAUUUACUUUGGAACUUGCGCCAUUCUGCCUCUGACCAUGUUCCUGGAAAACUUUCACUGUGUAUUGGUAUGCCAGUUAUAAUACGAAAUAAUGAUGCAACAGAAUUAUGUAUAACAAAAGGUCAAGAAGGUCAUGUCGUUGGAUGGGAUGCAAAGUUGGGCCCAAGUGGACAACAAAUCCUUGAAACUUUGUUUGUAAAGCUUGAUCGUCCUGCCAAGACAAUCAAGAUUGAGGGAUUGCCUGAGAAUGUAGUUCCACUAGUAAAGAACAGCAGGUCUAUUGAAUGUAUCUGUCCAAGUGAUGUUACUCUCACUAUAUCUCGUUCUCAAGUGAAAGACUCGUCCAUUUAA
Molecule: messenger RNA, 735 nt
Organism: Laccaria bicolor S238N-H82
Lineage: Eukaryota; Fungi; Basidiomycota; Agaricomycetes; Agaricales; Hydnangiaceae
Exons: 2
Coding region: 1-735 (244 amino acids)
Source: RefSeq, a predicted model, not a curated record